AUGGUGUCUUCGUGCCGCGUGGUCGAGAGGGCUGACGGCGACGGCAAGGCCCCGGCCCGUUGUUCCCCGCCGGGCCUCCCCGAAGUCGUCGCCGGCGUGACGAGAACGCACAAUUGCGCCAGUACCGUCUUCAGCGCCUCCAGUUGCGCCACCACCUGUCGCCAUCCCUCGUCAGCGUCCAGUCGCGCGGGUGGGCGCACCGAGGCGGCCACGUCCUGCACGGCUGGAAUCCCGCUCGUCCCCGCUCCGCUUUCCUCCUCCAUCGUGGGUAUACUAACGGUCGCAACAUCCGGAGCGACAUCUCCAUUGUCGACAGCAUCAUCCACAUCACCAACAUCACCGUUUUCUUCGACAACACCUACAGCAAACACUGCAACUAUUUCUCCAUCCACCAUUACCUCAGAAUCGACAACUUCGAGCACUGAAUCUGUCUCAACAGCAGCAACAACGUCUCCAUUUUCAACAACAUCAUCCACAUCACCAACAUCACCGUUUUCUUCGACAACACCUACAGCAGACACUGCAACUAUUUCUCCAUCCACCAUUACCUCAGACUCGACAACUUCAAGCACUGAAUCUGUCUCAACAGCAGCAGCAACUUCCCCAUUGUCAACAACACCAUUUACAUCAGCGACUGCAACAACUUCCAGUAUACUAACGGUUGCAACAUCAGGAGCGACAUCUCCAUUGUCGACAGCAUCAUACACAUCAUCAACAUCACCGUUUUCUUCGACAACACCUACGGCAGACACUACAACGAUUUCCACAUCCACCGUUACCUCAGAAGCAACAACUUCAAGUACUGAAACAGUUUCAACAGCCGCAACAUCUCCAUUGUCAACAACACCUUUCACAUCAACGACUGCAAGAACUUCAAAUAUAGAAACGAUUUCAACAUCAGGUGCAUAUUCUCCAUUGUCAACAACAUCAUUGACAUCACCAACAUCACCGUUUUCUUCCACAACACCUAUUUCAGACACUACAACUAUUUCUCCAUCCACCAUUCCCUCAGAAUCGACAACUUCAAGCACUGAAUCUGUCUCAACAGCAGCAGCAACUUCCCCAUUGUCAACAACACCAUUUACAUCAGCGACUGCAACAACUUCCAGUAUACUAACGGUCGCAACAUCAGGAGCGACAUCUCCAUUGUCGACAGCAUCAUCCACAUCACCAACAUCACCGUUUUCUUCGACAACACCUACAGCAGACACUGCAACUAUUUCUCCAUCCACCAUUACCUCAGAAUCGACAACUUCAAGCACUGAAUCUGUCUCAACAGCAGCAACGUCUCCAUUUUCAACAACAUCACCCACAUCACCAACUUUACCUUUUUCUUCGACAACACCUACAGCAGACACUGCAACUAUUUCUCCAUCCACCAUUACCUCAGAAUCGACAACUUCGAGCACUGAAUCUGUCUCAACAGCAGCAACAACGUCUCCAUUGUCGACAGCAUCAUCU
Molecule: messenger RNA, 1461 nt
Organism: Lethenteron reissneri (Far Eastern brook lamprey)
Lineage: Eukaryota; Metazoa; Chordata; Hyperoartia; Petromyzontiformes; Petromyzontidae
Product: mucin-2-like
Source: RefSeq, a predicted model, not a curated record